Messenger RNA from Arachis stenosperma, 2403 nucleotides. Its product is annotated as alcohol dehydrogenase-like 7. Gene Ontology annotation, biological process: formaldehyde catabolic process. The coding region runs from base 371 to 1525 and encodes 384 amino acids. Lineage: Eukaryota; Viridiplantae; Streptophyta; Magnoliopsida; Fabales; Fabaceae. The transcript has 11 exons. The record is from RefSeq and is a predicted model, not a curated record. Gene Ontology annotation, molecular function: zinc ion binding; S-(hydroxymethyl)glutathione dehydrogenase [NAD(P)+] activity. Gene Ontology annotation, cellular component: cytosol.
GAUAAUUCAGCAUAUGAAUCCCACGAAAUAUCCAUGUUCACAUCUACACACAUAUUAACAUUGCAGGAAAGCUAAGAAGAGACCGUUUGUGGAAGGACAGGGGAUGGUGGGGACUCUCCGGGUGAAGGAAGAGAAGAAGACAUCGAGAUCAGCGUCGGGGAAAUUAGCUUUGAGGUAUCGCUCAACAGAAAGCUUGCUGGCGAAGAUGUGCUGCUACUCUGCUAGACGUUCCGACAAAUUCAGUUACCAUGGAAAGUGAGGGGACCCAAAGAAGUUACCAUGGAAAGUGAGGGGGAGGACCAAAAAUGAAAAGUCUCAUAUAAGCUCUUCACAUUGCUACCACACCGUUCCAUUAUUUGUUGCAGUUACCAUGGAGAGUGAGACCCAAGGCCACCCUAUAACAUGCAAAGCGGCGGUUGCUAGAAGACCCGGGGAGCCAUUGGUUAUUGAGGACAUCGUUGUGGCGCCGCCAAGCCCCAGUGAAGUUCGAAUUCGUGUUAUAUGCGCCUCUCUCUGCGGCAGCGAUGCUACUUUCUUGAAGCUCCAGGGAGGUCCUCCUGGAUAUUUUCCAAGAAUUCUGGGUCAUGAAGGAGUUGGGAUUGUGGAAAGUGUAGGAAAAGAUGUAGCUGAAGUUACAAAAGGAGAUGUGGUUAUUCCAAUUUUUCUUCCAGAUUGUGGAGAGUGUACAGAUUGCAAAUCAACAAAGAGCAAUCGUUGUACUAAUUUCCCUUUCCGGGUAUCCCCAUGGAUGCCUCGAGAUGGCACAUCGAGAUUCACCGAUCUAAAUGGAGAUAUCAUAUACCAUUUCAUGUUUAUUUCAAGUUUCAGUGAGUACACUGUCGUUGAUGUUGCCAAUCUAAUAAAGAUUGGCCCAGAAACCCCCCGGGACAGGGCAUGCCUGCUCGGUUGUGGCGUAUCAACUGGGGUAGGUGCUGCUUGGAGAACAGCAAAUGUGGAGCCUGGGUCUUCAGUGGCUAUUUUUGGGCUGGGAUCUGUUGGAAUUGCGGUUGCUGAGGGAGCUAGACUUUGUGGAGCUACUAGGAUUAUAGGUGUGGAUGUCAACCCAGAAAAAUAUGAAAUUGGGAAAAAGUUUGGACUCACAGACUUCAUCAAUCCUAAAGAAUGUGGGAACAAACCAGUGAGCCAGGUUAUCAUAGAGAAAACUGGCGGCGGAGCAGAUUAUUGCUUUGAGUGUGUUGGUAUGGCAUCAUUGGUGCAUGAAGCUUUUGCUUCUUGUAGAAUGGGUUGGGGAAAAACAAUUGUUGUAGGAGUGGACAAGCCAGGAGCCAUGUUGAGCCUCAGUUCAUAUGAGGUACUUCAUGAUGGGAAGACCCUCAUGGGAUCCUUAUUCGGAGGACUCAAACCUAAGACUCAUGUCCCCAUUCUCCUCAAAAAAUACAUGGACAAGGAACUGCAAUUGGAUGGGUUUGUCACUCAUGAAGUGGAGUUUAAGGACAUCAAUAAAGCUUUUGAUUUAUUGUAUAAAGGAGAGAGUCUCCGAUGUGUGAUUUGGAUGCACAGAUGAGUACAUUAGAUUCUCAUGUAAUCCUAGCCCCAUGAAUAACCAUGAGAUGCAAACAUGAAACAUUGUUGUGCAGUCCUCUUUUCGUUAUUUAUGUAAGAACUUAUCUAUUUCACAGAAGUGAUAUUAUUCUACUUCACUGCAAAUGCAUGUGAUGUGCCGGUAAAGUAACUGAUUCGGGAGGUGCCGGAGGUCUUUGAUGCUCCGAAGUGCCUUAGUCUGUAUACUCCAGAAAUAGCAUGAUUUGGUAUUUCCCAUUCUAUGGUGGCUAAGCCAUGCAAGGAACUAUUGUCUAAUUUCCACUUGAAAAACAAGCUUAGAUCAUCAUCAUCAUGAAUGGUAAGCCACUUUUUCCCUUGAAGCAUCUCCACCGUGGAAAAUGUACCUUCUGUUAGAAGGUCAUGUCUUGGGUUGGCGCUCCAGAACGUGGCGCUCGGCCUAUCUCCCUUGGAGAAGUAGCCUCUUUUUGGAAGGGCUAUGUCUUGUUUUGUGUCACCGAACUUGAUGCCUUUUGGAGGUGACUCCUCAAAAGGACCAAGUAAGAGGCUUAGUUGUUGCGAUGAAAGAUCCGGUGGCGAAGGGCCUUUUGCGGCGAUUUUCUCCCCUUUAGCCAUUGCUCGCGCUAGCUUAUUGAAUUCUUGGAUAUAUGCAGAUAAUGUGUGAGGACCAUAGAGAGUUGAAGCAGCCUGCUCAAUUUAACACUGUUUCAGGUAAAUUUUUUUGAGUUUAUAACUAUAUAACUUUGAGGUUUCCACUAGGUUUACUCAUACACCCUAAAGUUCUAGUAGUCCAUUAGUACUAGGCUCACUAAGAUUUCUUAGGAUGUAAGAUUUAGAAUGUUUGUUUGUAAUCUCUUUCGUUAAGUAAAUGCUGAUGUGACA